AUGGUAAAAAUAUUGUGGAUGAAAAAGAACCAUCUAAUUUUCUCAAGAACACCAUUUGAUCAUGAGCAAAUUUUGAAAUAUUUUAAUAGACAAUUUUCUUCUAUUCAUCAUCGUCUUUAUCUUUUCCCUUCUUCCUUUAAAGAGGAUUGUAAGAGGAAGAUUAAUGUUAGAUGGUAUCCUCUUAAUGUUAAUGCAUUCAAGCUCAAUAUUGAUAGUUCUUAUCACGAAACACCAAGUCUUGCUGCUUGUGGAAUGCUUAUUAGAGAUCAUAAAGGAGUUUAUAUUAUCGGCUUCUUCUGCAAUCUCAGUCAAGAUACCUUUGUGCCAACUGAGUUCUUAGGGUUGGUUCACGGUCUUUGA
Cicer arietinum (chickpea) is the source of this 360-nucleotide messenger RNA. RefSeq lists its product as uncharacterized. NCBI's taxonomy places the organism in Eukaryota, Viridiplantae, Streptophyta, Magnoliopsida, Fabales, Fabaceae. The record is from RefSeq and is a predicted model, not a curated record.